CGCUUCAUUUAUUUGCUGUUUUAGAAUUUUAUGGUUAGGUUUUGUGACAACAACAAUCUAUUAAUAAACUGUCAAGUGUCAGUACAGAAUUUAGAAAAAGAAGCUUUGAAAUCUAGGCUCUAAAGUUUGACAAUUCCAAUUGUAAAUGGUUAUUGUUGGUUAGAGUUUGUACCUAAGCAUUAAGUUAAACAUGUCUGAAUGCUACCCUUUUAAAUCUGAUCGGACUCUUAUUCCUCAAGAGCAUAUAAUUUGGAAUGAUGGAGAAACUUCCACAAGACCCUCGAUGCCCCAAUUUUCAAUAACCACAAAUGCUUUGGGUGAAAAUGAAUGUUUUGUUACUUCAGAGGGCACUGAAUACUUGACUGAGUUGGAAAACACAAAUGAUAUUGCUUUUGGUGACCUGCACAAUAUUGCCUUGGAACAACCCGAAAAUGUACAGUUUGAAAGUAUUGACGAAGCAAAUCAAGAUUUGCAAAACCAGGUUAUUGUUUUUAAAGUUGAUGGCUCUGAUGAGCUGUAUGGAAUGCAAAUGGUGCAAGAUGAACAUGGAAACAUUGAAAAAUAUCAGUUUAAAUUUGGAACAAAUGAGAGUGGGGAAUUGGAAGCAAUACCUGAUACCAUCCAGUUGAUACCUAGCGAUGAUUCAGAAAGAAGAGAAGAAGUAAUUUUAGAGGAACAAACAGAAGGAGUAGAACAAACAGAACCUGAACUAAAUAUUUUCGUAGAAAAUUCCGAAAUUAAUAUGCAAGCGGGCGAAAUUCAGAGUGAGCCUGAAGAUACUUUUGACGAAACGGUAGAAACCCCCCAUGAUUUAGAGGAAGAGACUGAAACAGACAUUUCUGCAACUAGCAGAAUUAGAAAUGUAAAAGAAGAAAUCAUUACAGAAGAAUCUUGCCCUCUUGAUGAAAAUGAAGCUCUUAACUGCAAACAAGAAAACGAACAUUUAAUUGAAUAUCAUGAAACGGAAGAGUAUUUUCAAAACGAAGAUUCAAAUGAAAAUGAAGUAAACGAAAAUGCAGAGGAAAAUCAUUUUUCGGAAUAUCAAGAAAUAUACAUAAACGAACCUUCUAGCGGAAAUCUCGAAGCUGGAAUGGAAAUGGAUCAUCUAGAGGAAAACGAGCUGGAAAUGAUGGAAGACGAAUCGGAAAACGAGUAUCAAAUUAUAGAAGGCAUGCCGGUGACAGCUGAAGCGGAGCCGAUACAACCCAUGCACGGAACGGAUACCAUUCUACAAACCGUACUUGAACAACCUUCGAACGCAAACAUAAUAAAGCAAUACAACUCGAAAGUGGACGCUGAAGGCAAUAAAGUGACUUACUUCAUUGUACAGCCCGUGCAAGAAAAAGAGAAUGUAAACAACUCGGUAUACAAGCCGGCCAAAGCGAAUCCCAGAAGUAUAUUGAAGACCUCUUAUGUUCCGCCGGCCCCCGUCGAUUUGCCGGAGUACGACGAAAAGAUGGACAAGAGGUUCGCCAAGAGCAAGGAAGCGAUUCAGGCGAGGCAGUUCCACAACUUCAUCACUAAAACAACGAUACCUCAUGCGCCAGUGCGUAGCGAGCGGUUGCCGAGGAAACAAAAGAUAAAACCAGUUAACGACAGAAUCGACGAGGAGAUCAUCGUGCAGGAAGUGAUGGUGUCGUCCAGUGGAGUGAUAGAAACCCUGGACAACCCCAGGAACCGCCGUGACAACGUGACGGUCACGGAGUACGUGGAACUGACCGAUUCGGACGAUGACAGGAAUCGUUUCAGCGAAUCCGAUGACAGCGUCAUCGAGAUCUUCAAUUCGGACGACGAGGUGGAAACGCAGAGGAAACGCGGACGCCCACGGAAAAGCACGAGCGUCAAAAAGAAACGCGGCAGGCCAAUUUUGGACAGAAGUACCGUAAUGCACGCGGACGAAGUAAAAUGUCCGAGGUGUCCGAAAACUUUCCCCAAUCAAAAUAGCUUGAACACACACAUACAACAUCAUAACUUAGAAACGAGUUUGUUGAACUCAAAAUCUAAAAACGCCGUACUAGAAUACAAACACAAAUGUGAUAAAUGCCAGAGUACCUUUAAAAACACAAUACUACUUAAAAAGCACGUUUGCACAGAACCUGCAAAUGACUUAGUAUGUCCUAUAUGCAAGAAGAAAUUUAGUAUUGUGACGAUGUUUAACCUUCAUAAACGUAUUCAUGUUAAAGAACAUGUAUUAAAACUAACGUCUCCCUUAAGAAUCUCUCAGAACAAAGCUAAGGCAACUAUUACUAAAAACGCAACGUUUAAAUGUAGCGAUUGUCCGAAAUAUUUUAAAUCAAAAGAUUUGCUUAGUGAUCACUCCAAAAUUCACAAAAAGUUUUGCUGUUCUAGUUGUGCCAAGUUCUUUUCCUCCAGAAUACUACUCGACACGCACGUUCGGGAAAAAUGUGUAAAAUUCAAACCAUCCCCACAAAACCGAAGAUUAUCCUUCAAAACCAGAACUUCGCUUACCAAAAGAAGAUCUUCCUUAUUUAGGCCCAAAAAAUUAAACACGGCAAAAACGAAUUCUAGCUUACUAAACACACCAUCGUCGUCAAAUAAACAAACGAAGAUCGAUUGCGAGAGUUGUCCGAUGAAAUUCUCGUCCCAUAAGCAGCUUUUCACGCAUAAGGUUGUAAAGCAUGGACAGGACACUCCGGAUAAAAGUAUUUUGGUUAGCAAGUCUCGCAAAAGUUUGUACAAACCGGUGAGCACCCACGGCGGCAUCCCAGUCAACGACAGGCUCAGAAAAGCUUAUGCAGGUCUAAAGCAGAAAUUGGAGUGUUCGCAAAACCCGUAACUUUUUU
Molecule: messenger RNA, 2804 nt
Organism: Brassicogethes aeneus
Lineage: Eukaryota; Metazoa; Arthropoda; Insecta; Coleoptera; Nitidulidae
Source: the annotation of a GenBank genome assembly